Messenger RNA from Salvelinus fontinalis (brook trout), 5384 nucleotides. Its product is annotated as ras and EF-hand domain-containing protein-like. Gene Ontology annotation, molecular function: calcium ion binding; GTP binding; GTPase activity. The transcript has 17 exons. The record is from RefSeq and is a predicted model, not a curated record. Lineage: Eukaryota; Metazoa; Chordata; Actinopteri; Salmoniformes; Salmonidae. The coding region runs from base 429 to 2648 and encodes 739 amino acids.
GUUCUCCAAGUUGAGAGGCCAACACAGAAGUAAGCCGCGUCAGCAGCUGUCGCACCCCACCUCUCACCACCUGUGUACCUGGCAACAGACCCGCGGCAAGGGGACUGUCACAGCACCACAGAGGACGACACGACACUUGAUAAAUGAUACUAGGACGAAGGACGAGACAUUAAUACCGUUAGCCCAAGGUGGUCGAAGUCCUGGAGAGAAUGAACACUAUAUUUUUGUUGACCUUUUCUGGACCUCGAUAAGGUGUUUGACAGUGUUGGAAGACUUGGACAAAAACCUCAGACUUGAAGUUCGUAAGAUGGUGGUAAAUGAAUUUAAUUGGUUAAAAACGUUGCUUUAUUGUUGUUGCCCAUAGUGUUCUUUCCCCUGGUGGUUUUCUGCGUGCUUGGUUUCUGGGGGUUUCAACUCUGGGCUAAACCAUGUCAUUACCAGGCAUGGGUAGGGACCGAGAGAGUUUGUUUUCGCUCUUUCACGCUUGUGAUGUGGAUAAUUCUGGACAGAUUGAAAAAUGCGAGUUUAUUAAAAUCUGCUCAGAGCUCAACGUUCCACCGACGGAGAGAGAGCACAUAUUCUCUAAACUGGACACCGACAGAGACGGGACUAUCAAUCUAGCGGAGUUCAUUAGCGGCUUCCUCGGGAUCUCCGAGCAAGUGUAUUGUGGGAACAUGGAGAGCGAGAGCUGGGAAGUCUCUUCUCCGGCCUGGGAAGAUUUCCAGACCCGACUGGGGGACCAUGCCAAGUUCAUACCCAGGAAUGAGCAGGCAGCCACGCUGUAUCAGAACAUCAGUAUGGCAGAGCCCAGGAUGGUGCCUCAGUAUGAGAGACUCAUCAUGAGUUUCACCAGAGAGAUCAAACAGCACAACGCUGAGAUGGAGAACCUUGCCCUGGCUGUCAAACGGGCCCAGGACAAGGCCUCCAUGCAACUCAGUGAGAUGGAGGAGGAGAUGGAUCAACGCAUCCAUACAGCCGAGAACAACACAAGGCUUCAGGAAGCCAAGAGGGCCGAGGCAGCUCUAAGUGAGCUGAAGAGACACUAUGAGUCCGAGGUGUGUGAGCUGCAGCACAAGGUCCAGAAGAUGAAGCUGAUUGAAGACCAGUACAAGAACAUCAACAUGAAAGACGAGUCUUCAACCCUGAAAAGGAAGAUCAACGAACUGACUCUGGAAAACCAGAGGUUGAAGCAGGAGUUGAUGCAGUCCCACACUAACAUAGCCUUCCUGCAGAGUGAACUGGACUCUCUGAAGAGUGACCUGACAGACCACAGCAUCAACUCGGAGGGAUACGAGGCGAUGAUGAGAGAGUUCUCUGAUGAGAGGGAUAACCUGGAGCGACAGAUAGAGAUCCUACAGGCAGCCAACAGGAAGCUUAAUGACAGUAAUGAUGGGCUGCUCAGGUCCCUUGAGAACAGCCUCAGUAAGAGCAACAAGCGUGAUAGCAGUGCUUCCCCAGCCAGCAUCAUUAGCAGGAGAAGCAGGAGCAGCUGUUACUCAUCUCCAUACUUGGACAGAUUCUACCAGGCGGGUGUGGAGGAUGUUGAUGAGGACGAGGACCCACUGGGAGGCCUGUUUGGGGGUGGUGGUAGGGGCUCCCUAGGGUGUCGGAGGCCCGGUCUGGACACGCUAGCUCUGGCUCUGUGCGACCCGGGCAUGCAGCGCAGACGUAGCUACGAGGUGGACAGCCUGCCCGAGAGCUGCCUAGACAGCGGCAUGUCCACGCUGCGCGGUUCCAACUACGGAUAUGACUCUGAGCAGGAGGUCAAAGGGCACGAGGAGGAGGAGGAGGAGGAGGAGGAGGAGGAGGGACAGAGGGUGGCCAGGAUCACAGAUGGCCUGGCGGAAGACAACUCUGACAACGACAUUGCAGAGGUGCGGAACAAGAUGGUGUUCGGAUCAGACAACGGUUCGGUCCUGGACUGGAAACCCUUGGAACCAGUCAGCCGGAACAGCUCGGGAGCAUCCACACGCAAAGCCCUGUCCGCCAUCACCAAUGAGGCAAAGGAGAAGGAGUCAGCUGACCUGGGAUAUAUGACAUCAGAGAAGGCCUACCGGGUGGUGUUGGCAGGUGACGCGGCGGUGGGCAAGUCCAGCUUCCUGCUCCGCCUCUGCAAGAACGAGUUUCGAGGAAAUACCAGCGCCACCCUGGGGGUGGACUUUCAGAUGAAGACUCUGGUAGUGGAUGGAGAGCCUACCCUACUCCAGCUAUGGGACACAGCAGGCCAGGAGAGGUUCCGUAGCAUUGCUAAGUCCUACUUCAGACGAGCCGAUGGCGUCCUCCUGCUGUAUGAUGUCACCUGUGAAAAGAGCUUCCUCAACGUCCGAGAGUGGGUGGACAUGAUCGAGGACGUGUCCCAGGACGACAUCCCCAUCAUGCUGGUGGGGAAUAAGAGUGACCUGAGAGAGCAGGCUCUGCAGGACGGGAUCACCUGUGUCUCCACCAGCUACGGAGAGAAACUGGCCAUGACUUAUAACGCCCUCUUCUGUGAGACCAGUGCCAAAGACGGCUCCAAUGUCAUAGAGGCCGUGCUGCAUCUGGCCAGAGAGGUGACCAAACAGGUUCAUGGGGCUGAGGACCAGGGGUCUGUGACUAACCUCUAUAGAAAUCCCAACAAGAAGAUGCCCACCGUCACCUGCUGCACAUGAUAAGAUACCGAACAGAAACGCUACUAGAGCAACCAAAACUCACCACCUAAGGAACCGCAUCAACAGAACACCACAAUACUAGAACACUGUGUCCAACAGCAGAACAAGAGAACAAUGGGACUUCAGAAGAAAAGAACACAGGUGAAUCUGAUCAGAACACUAGAGAACUGUACAGUAAAACUAGAACCACAAGACAGCUGGUUUUCUCAUAUAACAUCAACUGUACUGCUUAAUGCUAUAGGAUAACUCAUAUUGAGCUGUUUAGAAAAACAGCUAAUGCCUGUGUGUGUGUGUGUGUCUGUUUGUUUGAUUAUGCGCUUGCAAUGAAUGCAUGGGUGCUUGUGGUAUAUGCAGACGUCAUUCACAUCCUGGUUAGUAGUGAAAUCUAAUCUCCUAUGCUGUUGAUUGUGUCUUAUGAAACCUCUGUGUGUACCCAAUAGUCAUACAUUUGAAGUCAGAAGUUUACAUACACUUAGGUUGUAGUCAUUAAAACUCGUUUUUCAACCAGUCCACAAAUUUCUUGUUAACAAACUAUAGUUUGGCAAGUUUGUGUAUGACACAAGUAAUUUUUCCAACAAUUGUUUACAGACAGAUUAUUUAACUUAUUAUUCACUGCAUCACAAUUCCAGUGGGUCAGAAGUUUACAUACACUAAGUUGACUGUGCCUUUGAACAACUUGGAAAUUUCUGAAAAUAAUGUCAUGGCUUUAGAAGCUUCUGAUAGGCCAAUUGACAUAAUGUAAUGAGUCAAUUGAAGGUGUACCUGUGGAUGUAUUUCAAGGCCUACCUUCCAACUCAGUGCCUCUAUGCUUGACAUCAUGGGUAAAUCAAAAGAAAUCAGCCAAGACCUCAGAAAAAAAAUUGUAGACCUCCACAAGUCUAGUUCAUCCUUGGGAGCAAUUUCCAAACGCCUGAAGGUUCAUCUGCACCAACAAUAGUACGCAAGUAUAAACACCAUGGGACCACGCAGCCGUCAUACCACUCAGGAAGGAGACGCGUUCUGUCUCCUAGAGAUGAAUGUACUUUGGUGCGAAAAGUGCAAAUCAAUCCCAGAACAACAGCAAAGGACCUUGUGAAAAUGCUGGAGGAAACGGGUACAAAAGUAUCUAUAUCCACAGCAAAACGAGUCCUAUAUCGACAUAACCUGAAAGGCCGCUCAGCAAGGAAGAAGCCACUGCUUCAAAACCGCCAUAAAAAAAGCCAGACUAAGGUUUGCAACUGCAAAUGGGGCAAAGAUCGUACUUUUUGGAGAAAUGUCCUCUGGUCUGAUGAAACAAAAAUAGAACUGUUUGGCCAUAAUGACCAUCAUUAUGCUUCGAGGAAAAAGGGGAGGGUUGCAAGCCGAAGAAUACCAUCCCAACCGUGAAGCAUCAUGUUGUGGGGGUGCUUUGCUGCAGGAGGGACUGGUGCACUUCACAAAAUAGAUGGUAUCAUGAGGUAGGACAAUUAUGUGGAAAUCUUGAAUGAAACAUCUCGAAACAUCAGUCAGGAAGUUAAAGCUUGGUCGCAAAUGGGUCUUCCAAAUGGACAAUGACCCAAGCAUACUUCCAAAGUUGUGGCAAAAUGGCUUAAGGACAACAAAGUGAAGGUAUUGGAGUGGCCAUCACAAAGCCCUGACCUCAAUCCUAUAGAACAUUUGUGGGAAGAACUGAAAAAGCGUGUGCGAGCAAGGAGGCCCACAAACCUGACUCAGUUACACCAGCUCUGUCAACUUAUUGUGGGAAGCUUGUGGAAGGCUACCCGAAACGUUUGACCCAAGUUAAACAAUUUAAAGGCAAUGCUACCAAAUACUAAUUAAGUGUAUGUAAACUUCUGACCCACUGGGAAUGUGAUGAAAGAAAUAAAAGCUGAAAUAAAUCAUUCUCUCUACUAAUAUUCUGACAUUUCACAUUCUUAAAAUAAAGUGAGUUUAAAUGUAUUUGGCUAAGGUGUAUGUAAACUUCCGACUUCAAAUGUAUGUAUCACAGAUAGCUAUUGUGUAUAUAUAUAUACUGUCUGUCACUCUCUGUACAUUGAUAUACACUGUAUAUCAAUGUACAGACAGUGACUGCCAAGUACCAAGUACUAUAUUCACAACAAGCCACGAGUAGAAAGUCACUGGCAUAUUUUUAAGUUAUCUAUGACAUCGUACAUGAUGAGGAGAGACAGAUGCACAGGAUAGGUGGAGAACAGGAAGGUCCAACAGCACAGUAGAGAAAGGUUAUUUAUAACAAUGAAAUAAUCUUCUUUUAUGGAAGCUUUUUAUUACUAAGAGGGACGUGUAGAUAGUGGAUGAGCUACAGCAAAUAGAAUCACAUUCUAGUUUUGUGAUCGAAGAGACAGAAGUGUCUGAAACACCCUCCAUGUACAGUAUUUGUGAUGAAGAGAAACAACUGCUUGAUCAGGGAAGGAAUGUUAUUAUGUCAGUUGAGCGAGCAUACUGUAUGUCUGAUUUCUGAUUGGAGGAGCCAAGAGCAACGUCUGGAGAGAGUGAUUCUGAUUGGAUGAACCUGGUUUGUGUGCGUGUGGUGUGAAUGCAUAUAGGCAAGUUUUAUGUCUGUGUAUAUAUUUUACAAUAGUUUCAUAAUUAUUAUAUAAUGUCAUGUUAGAGUUGCCGUUUGCCCGAUUUAUUUGGAACUCUCCCAGGUGGCUGAUGAUGUCACUGUGAGCCCACACCUGUCUGUCUCUCUUGUCUUGUCUGUCUGAGCCCUCAAUGUGCUCAUACUCAAAGCGCUUUACUAUUAAAAUGUAGCAUGAA